AUGAAGGUCACCAUUAAAGAAUGGAAUGCCGUUGCUACUUGGCACUGGAAUAUUCCCGAGGAUGAAGUGUGUGGUAUCUGUCGUGUCCAGUUCGAUGGCACUUGUCCAACCUGCAAAUUCCCCGGCGAUGACUGCGCGCUUGUGCAAGGAAGGUGUAACCACGCGUUUCAUAUGCAUUGCUUGAUGACCUGGAUUGAUCUGGAGUCUUCCAAGGGAUUGUGUCCAAUGUGCCGACAAAAAUUCGAAUGGAAGGACAAAGAAUAA
This is a messenger RNA of Penicillium vulpinum, 264 nucleotides long. RefSeq names its product anaphase promoting complex subunit 11. The transcript has 4 exons. Gene Ontology annotation, biological process: protein ubiquitination; positive regulation of mitotic metaphase/anaphase transition; anaphase-promoting complex-dependent catabolic process. NCBI's taxonomy places the organism in Eukaryota, Fungi, Ascomycota, Eurotiomycetes, Eurotiales, Aspergillaceae. Gene Ontology annotation, cellular component: nucleus; anaphase-promoting complex. Gene Ontology annotation, molecular function: zinc ion binding; cullin family protein binding; ubiquitin protein ligase activity. The coding region runs from base 1 to 264 and encodes 87 amino acids. The record is from RefSeq and is a predicted model, not a curated record.